Thamnophis elegans (Western terrestrial garter snake) is the source of this 484-nucleotide messenger RNA. Its product is annotated as chymase-like. The record is from RefSeq and is a predicted model, not a curated record. Lineage: Eukaryota; Metazoa; Chordata; Lepidosauria; Squamata; Natricidae. The transcript has 6 exons. Gene Ontology annotation, molecular function: serine-type endopeptidase activity. Gene Ontology annotation, biological process: proteolysis. The coding region runs from base 1 to 402 and encodes 133 amino acids.
AUGACGAGCCUUUCUUAUGAAUGCCCUCAAAAGAAGCUGGGACAAGAAACACAAAAAAGCAAAGAUGGUUCGUCUAAUGGGCUUGUGGUUCACUGUUGUGAUUUUCUCCUCGGUAUUCCAGGAGAUCACUGUGCCCGGAUCUAUGGAGGAAAAGAAUCAAUUCCACAUUCAAGACCUUUUAUGGCCAAGAUCAAAUACCCAACACUUUGUGGGGGGACCCUGAUCAAAUCAAACUGGGUAUUAACAGCAGCUCAUUGCGAAAUAACAAAGGACACUAAAGUAUUCUUGGAAUUCAUUCAGAAGAAGACAAAACAAAACAAGUUUUCAAAGUUAAUAAGUACAUUUCUCACCCGAACUAUAAUAAUGUCACAAAGGAGAAUGACAUUAUGCUUUUCAGCUUAAUAAACAAGCACAACUUAACAAGAAUGUUACCAUCGUCAAGCUUCCUCAGAAGUAUGGUGACCUCAAGCCAAGAACACAGUGU